UCUCCGUUGUAAAUGUGGCUGAUAUUGACCCAUACUUCUGACAGUUAGCCUGUUAAGCUUGCAAAGAGACACAAUUCCAUGAGAAUAUUCUAUUUCAACGCCUGACCUUCCUAUUCUGAGGGUUACGGAGGAAGCGGCUGGCUAUAACCUAUAAGGCUGCUGAUGUCUACUUCGACCCUCUCGGUUACCAGCAGAAUUUCCCAGCACACAUCACCCUCAACUCAUUCUUUGCAGGUACAAGCAUUUCACCUCAAGGUUUGUUCAUCUUUCAGACUCAAAAUGUCACCUCCAGCCUCUAUUCUGCUUUUUCUCGUGUCUUCGCUAGGAUUUGUCAGCGCAACACCUUCUCAAACACACUGGAAGCGCGAUGGAGAUGUGGCGGUAAACGCCAAAUGGACUGCUCACGACAAAGUCGUUCCCGUUGCGGAAGCCCCUGGCUAUGAUCUCGACGGCGAGGUCCAGAUGACUUUCAAGCCCCUGAUCCAUUCUUGGCACGGAUGUGUUCCAUACGCAGCGGUGGACGCUGAUGGUGCUGCCGGGUAAGUGAAACUGAAGCAACCUUUGAUUCUGCAUAUCCUAGAAAGCUAGGCAAACUGAUCAACCUGUAUAUGUACUGAUGGUGAUUGGAUAAUAGCGCUGGCUUGAAGCCGACAGGAAAGAGCGGCGGCGACUGCCGCGACUUGGGCCAGAUCGGACAGACUUACACGCGAAUCGGACAAUCCCACAACCGGACGGGCAUCAUAUACAG
This is a messenger RNA of Colletotrichum godetiae, 748 nucleotides long. RefSeq lists its product as uncharacterized. The record is from RefSeq and is a predicted model, not a curated record. The transcript has a single exon. Lineage: Eukaryota; Fungi; Ascomycota; Sordariomycetes; Glomerellales; Glomerellaceae. Bases 163 to 543 code for a protein of 126 amino acids.